Molecule: messenger RNA, 1685 nt
Organism: Eleginops maclovinus (Patagonian blennie)
Lineage: Eukaryota; Metazoa; Chordata; Actinopteri; Perciformes; Eleginopidae
Product: runt-related transcription factor 1-like
Exons: 5
Coding region: 159-758 (199 amino acids)
Biological process (GO): neuron differentiation; chondrocyte differentiation; hemopoiesis
Cellular component (GO): nucleus
Molecular function (GO): ATP binding; DNA-binding transcription factor activity, RNA polymerase II-specific; RNA polymerase II cis-regulatory region sequence-specific DNA binding
Source: RefSeq, a predicted model, not a curated record
GCGGCACAGCGCCCCCCAGAGGCCUGGUUCAGACCGACAGCCCGAACUUCCUGUGCAGCAGCCUGCCGCAGCACUGGAGGAGCAACAAGAGCCUUCCGAGGGCCUUCGCCGUGGUUGCCCUGGGAAACGACGUUCCUGACGGCGUGGUUGUCACGGUGAUGGCCGGCAAUGACGAGAACAGCAGCGCGGAGCUACGGAACGCCACGGCGACCAUGAAGCACGGCCACGCCCACUUCACUGACCUGCGCUUCAUAGGGCGCAGCGGCAGAGGCAAGACUUUCACCCUCUCCAUCAAUGUGCUGACCUCUCCGCCUCAGGUCGCCACCGUACACAAAGCCAUCAAAGUCACUGUGGACGGACAGCGGCUGCCCAGACGUCAGAGGCAGAAGGAGGUGAAGUCAGGAGCGUUCAGGGCCGCCUGCAGCAGCUCUGCAUCAACAGAUUGCAGAUCCUUCCCCUCCUCUCUGUGGACAAAUGAGCCAUCGUUCCUGGGUCAGGUGUCUUCCCCCAGAAUGCACCACCUGCCCGCGCUCUCCUACUCCACUCAGCACCCCCCCUACAGCGCCUACCUGUCCACCCCUGCCCCCCCUCCGCUGAGCCACAGUGGUCCAUUCCAGCCCAGCAGCUUCUACUACGCACCGAACCAAAUGAUCCAAAGCACCGGGGAGGACCGCAACGUUGUCUCGGCUCUGUCUAAUUAUAUUGAAGGGGCGUGUCUUUCGUUGCGGGGGGAGGAGCCGGUCUGGAGGCCAUAUUAACGAUUUAUGUUAUACGUCUAAAAUAUAAAUUAAAAUGAGCACAUUUUGGGAAGUGUUACAUUACACAUCUCCCGCCCGACUGUAAAGAAUAAUAUUUAAAUGUUGGUGCAGGGAUUGAGAAGGUUGCCUUUGUUAUUAAUAUUAUUUAUUUAUAGAAUUUUUCUGACUUUUAUUUAUUAAUAUUCAUUGGUUUGAACAAUAAAUAAUACAUACAAAUAUCUGUUGCCAUUUCCCUUUGCUAUAAAUGUCAUUUUAUUAAAGCACAGUUGAAUCGAAAGAUCAUUGAUUUCUGAUCAAAUAUAAUAUCUGAUCAAAUGAAACCAAUCAUCCAUCGAUGUGUUUGAUCCGCCUUUAAAAACAAAUGUUGGCAAAAUUCAAUCAACGGUCAGUUUUUGGAAUAUUCUUUGCUAGUUUAUAAUACCUACAUUUUAAAUACUCUUAAAACUGAACAAGUUCAACGUUAAGACAACUUAAGAACAGCCAUGAUUAAACAUAUAAAUGAGAAGCAGUCGCAUGCCCAACAAACAAUAUGAGUAUGUAAAUAAAAAAUACAUUAAAUUAUAAAAAAGGAAUCGUUCUUUAAAGGAAUGUAAAUUAAUAUCUGAUGCAAUAAAAGAAAUGUAGUGAUGAGAUGAUCCUGGAGCUCAGAUGCUGAUCCAAUAGACUCCUUUGUUUACUUCCUGGUCAUAGUGACAUCACUAUGUAACACCUGCUCUCCUAUUGGCUAGCACUCCAACACGUUGUACGUGAUGGGCUAAGGGGCGGGACGACUAAUUUAGAAAAGCAGUUUUUAAUGAUUUGAGGAGAAUAUUUGAUAGUGGAUUACGAGUCCCGGGGGUUCAGUGUUGUUGGUGUAACGCGUUGAGUUCCUCCACCCUCCGGCUCCACUCCUCCUCCGUCAGCUCUUCUUCAUCUGCUCCUCCUUUA